CUUCCCACAAAGAACCCGAGUAGCACUAAAAUUUUACUCGCGACGUUUCUCUCCUGUGUUGUACGAACGCAGAUCGGCAAUGCCUGCGGCGAUGAUGACGGUCGCGGCGGGGAUGGCGACGGGGCCGGGCAGCCGCGUGACGCGGUUCGCCAAGUCGACGGCGGCGUCGGUGACGCCGGUGCGGCCGGGCAAGACGCACGCGCUCUCGCCCCUUGACAACGCCAUGGAGCGGCACACGGUGCACGUGGUGCUCUACCUCCGCGCGGCGCCGGGUGGCCUCGACCGGGAGCAGCUCAAGGAGUCGCUCUCCGAGGUGCUGUCGCUCUACCCGGCCAUGACCGGCCGGCUCACGCGCGGCUGCGGCGCAGAUGGGGGUAGCAGCGGCGCCGCGGCGGUGGACGGGCCUGCGCAGCGGGGGUGGGUGGUGAAGUGCAACGACGCCGGCGUGCGCAUGGUGGACGCCAGGGUGGCGGCCACACUCGACGAGUGGCUCGCCACGGCGACCGGCGACGAGGAGAUGGACCUCCUCUACUACGAGCCCAUGGGGCCCCAGCCUUACAUCUGGUCUCCGUUCUACGUCCAGCUGACGGAAUUCGCGGACAAGUCGUACGCGCUGGGGCUGAGCUGCACCCACAUCCACAACGACCCCACCGCCGCCGCUCUCUUCUUCCACGCCUGGGCCGCCGCGCACCGCCGGACCACCAGCCCCUACCCGCCCUUCCUCCACUCGCCGGCGUUCGCCGUCUCCCCGGCCUCGCCGCCCCCGCCACCCCCCCUGCUCGCCGUCAAGUCCAGUACCGCCGCCCCGGCCACCGAUGCCGCGGCCAUGUCCUCCGCCACCUUCCACUUCCCUGCCUCCGCGGUGCGCGCACUGCUGUCCUCCCUCGAGCACGGGACCACCCCGUUCGCCGCGCUCGCCGCGCUGUUCUGGCUCCGCGUCGCCAACGCCGCGGACGGCGAGCGGGAGCUGACGCUCGCGCUCGACUUCCGCAAGAGGAUGCACGCGCCGCUGCCGAUGGCGUACUUCGGCAGCGCCGUCUACGUCGCGCGCGCGCGCGCCGACCUCGCGUCCGGGAUGCCCGCCGUGGCGGCCGCGCUGGACCGGCACGUGGCCGGCGUGCCGGAGGAGGAGCUGUGGGCCGCCGUGGAGUGGCUCCACGCGCGGCAGCAGCAGGACGGCGAGCCGUUCCAGAUGUACGGGCCGGAGCUGACGUGCAUGGCGCUGGACCACGUGCCCAUGUACGGCGCGGAGUUCGAGGCCGGGGCGCCGCCGGUGCGCGUGUCGUGCCGCGUGGGCGGAGCCGCCGGCGAGGGGCUGGUGAUCGUCCUUCCCGCGGCCGAGGGCGGCGAGGCGAGGGACGUGGUAGUGACGCUGCCGGCGGAGGCGACGGCCAGGAUCUGCCGCGACGGCGAGGUGCUCCGGCACGGCGCCAAGGUGGUGUUCGGGCCGAAGGUGGAAAAGGUGGCCUAGGCCCGAUACCGCUUACGACGACGGCCCAACAAGAAUUUGCCGUGCUGUAUUUGUUGGUUUCCCUGUGCUUGUUCGAUGGUUGUGUAUUCUGUAUCCUUCAAUUGGUUUUGAUGUACCCUGCCGCCAUGUGUCCAUUGAUGCUACUGUUGCUGCACUGUUGUAAGUUGUUUUAGUAUCCUGGGAGCUUUGUCGUUCUUGGAUCGAAUCCCAUCCAGUUUUAUCCA
Molecule: messenger RNA, 1695 nt
Organism: Phragmites australis (common reed)
Lineage: Eukaryota; Viridiplantae; Streptophyta; Magnoliopsida; Poales; Poaceae
Product: protein ECERIFERUM 26-like
Exons: 2
Coding region: 80-1471 (463 amino acids)
Molecular function (GO): acyltransferase activity, transferring groups other than amino-acyl groups
Source: RefSeq, a predicted model, not a curated record